CGGAGCGCUGGAUGCCUUUUCUGCCCGGCCGGGCUGCUGAAGCCCCGACCGCUCCCUCUGCCCCUCCUGCCGGGGAUGGGAACGGGGGAGCCGGCCAGUCGCUGCUAGAGCUUGUGCUGGUUGUAGCCGAUUCACCUGCGAACUUUUCACUACGUCUAAGAUGGUGCGUGAACAGUACGCAACAGCCACGGAAGGCACCGACGUACAGAGGCCGGAGAAUCAGCACGUCUGCAAAGUCGGUAUCUACGGCUGGAGAAAGCGUUGCCUCUACCUGUUUGUUCUUCUCUUACUCAUCGUAUUUCUGGUGAACUUUGCUCUUACCAUUUGGAUUCUCAGAGUGAUGUGGUUUUCCCCAACAGGGAUGGGCCACUUGCGUGUGACAGAGAACGGGCUUUACCUGGACGGGGAAUCAGAAUUCUUAUUCCCGUUGUAUGCCAAAGAAAUACGCUCCAGAGUGGACUCCCCUCUGCUGCUGCAGUCCACUCACAACGUGACGGUCAAUGCCCGCAGCUCUGACACAGAGGUCACAGGCAGGGUCACAGUGGGUCCCAAAAUGGUAGAAGUCCAGAGUCCACAGUUUCACAUCAAUUCCAAAGAAGGGAAGCCGCUGUUCACUGUGGACGAAAGCCAAGUUCUGGUCGGCACGGACAGACUGCGAGUAACAGGGCCUGAAGGGGCUCUUUUCGAACAUUCAGCGGAGACACCCCUUGUAACCGCCCACCCGUUUAAGGAGCUAAGAUUAGAAUCUCCCACGCGAAGCCUGAGCAUGGAUGCCCCACAGGGCGUUCACAUCCACGCUCGAGCCGGGAGCAUCCAGGCCCUUUCUCAGAUGGACAUCGUUUUUCACGGCGGCGACGGUCGGCUCGUGCUUGAUGCUGAAACUCUGUGUCUACCCGAGUUGGCUCAGGGGACUGCGGGGCCCACUGCCAGCUCACAGGGACUCUACGAGAUCUGCGCGUGUCCAGAUGGGAAGCUUUACCUGUCUGUGGCUGCCGCAGACACCACGUGCCACGAAAACAGCCACGUCUGUCUCUGAACCAGCCACGUUUUCCGUGGAGCUCUGCUGUGUCUCAGCGAACCUGAAAUACUGACCUCAAGCGACGUGAGACCCUGGGAAGAGGAGCGGGUAGGUGGCAGAGGACACACUUCCAAAAGGCGCUCAGAAGGAAAAGCGUGCCCAUGAAGGUGUUCAGACGACGUGUGUGGGUGUUAGAUGCGAAAGUCAAAGCAACGCCAGUGGACUGUUUAUUCCUCCAGACUGAGUGUCGUCAGAACUGUGCGAAUUCCCUUUUCCUUUCUCGUACGUGUCAAUCUACCAGGAGAUCCUGAACGGCUGUGUGGGAUUGAUCUGUGGUGUUCCAGUGUGGCUGUCUGAUGCCCCAUAGAAGUGGCAUUGGUCAGCACCCCGAGUUCUGCGAGGUGCUUCUCUUACAUCACUCAAGCCUGCGAGUUCCCUCUUCAUUUUAAUGUAGUUAUGUCUCGGUUCACAGGAAAGUCCUUCUUCGGUUUAAAAGGGACUUCAAGGUUGCGCUGAUGUUCAAUAUGUAGUCAAAGGAGUAAAUUACACAAAAUUAAUCACGCUUUCUGUAUUGUCAAUGAGCAAUAAAAACCAACCUCUGCUUGUCACCAACUUCA
Messenger RNA from Artibeus jamaicensis (Jamaican fruit-eating bat), 1635 nucleotides. RefSeq names its product sarcoglycan gamma (gene SGCG). Lineage: Eukaryota; Metazoa; Chordata; Mammalia; Chiroptera; Phyllostomidae. Gene Ontology annotation, biological process: heart contraction; cardiac muscle tissue development. The coding region runs from base 161 to 1036 and encodes 291 amino acids. The record is from RefSeq and is a predicted model, not a curated record. Gene Ontology annotation, cellular component: sarcolemma; sarcoglycan complex. The transcript is spliced from 8 exons.